UGUUAGUACAAGCGGGCCCACUUGCAUUGGCUCAGUCUUUCCGGGGUCCAAACAUCCCGUCGGGCGUGCCUGUGGAGCGUUAAAGGCCAUUGAUGAGAAAUUGACAAUACACCAAUGCAACUUCUGCAUUAAUAGUGCGUGCAAUUUGUUCCGGGGAAGGUUUUCUGAGGAUCUCAGCUCUACUGCAGCGGCUAACAGAACACAGCUAAGUUGUUAGCCGCAUCCGCAUACAGGUAUGUCUGAAGUUAGUGUUGAGACUGAGUCGGGGAGGAUCUCGGCCGAGGACCCUCAGGUGGAUUGUGAGGAGUCUGACAAAGAAAAAGAGAGUUUGAGUGAGGAUCUGAAGCAGGAGAGCAUAAACGGUAGCAGUGGAGGCGAGGAAACGCCUGAAGUGCUGUAUGAAAUUAACAUUAACAGUGAUGAAGAACAUGCAGAAUUCAGGGAUAAGGAGGUUCAGGGGGAGGAUGAGGGCUUGCCUGAUGAGAAAGCGGCAUCUGUAGCCAGUGGAGGACAUGAGAUAAAACAACAUGUUGAAACAACUGAAGCGCCAGAGGAAAAUGGAGAUUCUCACUCUGAAACAAAGGUGAGCACAAUGGCUGAGGGUUCCUACAGAAGCUCAGCUGCUGAAAUCUCAGUCACCAGCAAUGGAGAAGUGGAUCAGAAUCCCGAGAUGGUAUUCCAGAGGGACUCUUACGACAGUACUCCGGAGUCCCAUGUUCCCUCCAGCAACUUUACUUCAACAGUAGAGGGCAUCAUUGAAUCAGGACCGCACCAAGGGUCAGCAAGCCUGCCCACGUCUCCCGUGUCACAUGUAGCCCCCAGCUCGGCUGUCGCCAGCCGCCUGGCGCGCUCGUCCAGCGAUAGCCAGGCUGAGACAGGAUCAAUGAAAGUUCAGCCACAGAGUGGAGCAGUGGUCCUUUCCGAUGACUUAAAGAACCCAGCCAUGGAAAAACUGGACCUAGUGCGAAAGUGGAGCAUCAACACAUAUAAAUGUACCAGACAGAUCCUAUCAGAGAAGCUGGGUCGUGGCUCAAGGACCGUGGACUUGGAACUGGAGGCGCAAAUCGAAUUACUCCGCGACAACAAGAAAAAGUACCAGAAUGUGAUCAAGCUAGCUCAGACGCUGGCCAGUCAGCUGUCCCAGAUAAUGCAGACGCAAAGGCAACUGGGAGACGCCUUCGCCGAUCUCAGCCUCAAGUCGCCAGAACUCCAUGAGGAAUUUGGUUAUAACGCUGACACCCAAAAGCUUUUAUCCAAAAACGGAGAUACGCUCCUGGCUGCCAUCAAUUUCUUCAUCUCCAGUGUGAACACACUCGUGGAGAAAACAAUUGAAGAUACCAUGGUCAACAUCAAACAGUAUGAAAUUGCCAGAGUGGAGUACGAUGCAUACCGUACUGAUUUGGAGGAACUGAAUCUUGGGCCGCGCGAUGGCACCACCAUGCCGAAGAUCGAGCUGUCCCAGCAGCAAUUCCAGAUUUACAGAGAGAAGUAUGAGAGGAUGCGGAACGACGUGUCGGUGAAGCUGAAGUUCCUGGAAGAGAACAAGGUGAAGGUGUUGCAUAACCAGCUCAUCUUGUUCCACAACGCCAUAGCUGCAUACUAUGCCGGAAACCAGCAGCAGCUGGAACAGACACUUAAACAGUUCCACAUCAAGUUGAAAAUGCCAGGUGGUGACAAUCCGUCUUGGCUGGAAGAGUCCUAAACACUCCAAUCUCUGAGACGUUGCUCUGAGACGUUGCUGGGUCAGUUUGACAUAAAAUGUCAGAUGCUACCGAAACUACAGGAACCUCCUUCCCCCUUUAACCGUACUGUUAUGGCGUUUCAAACAUUCAAAAGGUGUAAAUCUGAAAAGAAAAAAAGGAAGAAAAAAAAUUGUACAUAAAAACAAAGAACCUUCCACAUUCCUCUUUGAGCUUUGCUGUUAAAACAUUUUCAAUUUCUGUAGUAAUUUGAAAUCAUAAGAAAUGCACUUUUAAAUCGUGUUUGACCGAUCUUUUGAUCAGGAGUUGUUCCAGUAAAUACAUUUUGAAACUCUAAAUGGCCUUUUGUACUCCAGCGUAUGAAUGUUGUCUCAGCGCAGCGAGCAUGCUGGCUUAGUAGAGGCAGCUACAAGAUCACGACUGCCACGUCUCUCCUUGCUGGCUGAAACUGAAAUUAUUGCUUUAUUAAAAACUAAUCAACAACUUUUUUUUUUUCUUUGGAAAUUCUGAAUGUGCGCAACACCUAUCUUGAUAAAUUGGGCAAAGUUGGUAUGUAUUCCUUGAAAACACAAACGAAAGUGGUAGUUUAACAUUUUAGGAAAUGACCUUUUGACUUUAUUAUGUCUUUGUCUAAUGUGUAUGAAGACAGAGUUCCAACAGACAGUUGGUAUAACGGCUGGAAGCAUGUGGGACAGAGGAGCCUUUUUCUGUCCACUUGUUUAAAUUAAAAAAAAAUAUAUAUCCCAGCCUACCGGAACCUCUUGAGCACAUUAAUUCAAAAGCCAAAGUGAAGUGUACACAAUCAAAUAGUAGUUUUAUGGUGGGUUAGUUAUGUUUCUUUGGGCAGAGCCAGGCCGGCUGCUUCUUACUGAUUGCUGACGUUAUGCUGAUUGUUGUAAACCAGCCAUUGGCCCCAACUUCAUGUUGAAAUGAAUUAUAUAAGAGGGUUGUGCAUCCUUUCCUCAAUCUCCUACAACACCAAAGCAUUCCCCAAACGUUUGCAGCUCAUAGUCGACCCUUACCCUCUGUUUCC
Messenger RNA from Cololabis saira (Pacific saury), 2733 nucleotides. RefSeq names its product ADP-ribosylation factor interacting protein 1 (arfaptin 1) (gene arfip1). The transcript has 10 exons. Gene Ontology annotation, molecular function: phospholipid binding; protein domain specific binding. Lineage: Eukaryota; Metazoa; Chordata; Actinopteri; Beloniformes; Belonidae. The record is from RefSeq and is a predicted model, not a curated record. Gene Ontology annotation, cellular component: trans-Golgi network membrane. The coding region runs from base 236 to 1702 and encodes 488 amino acids. Gene Ontology annotation, biological process: intracellular protein transport; regulation of Arp2/3 complex-mediated actin nucleation.